AUGGCCGGCCAUGAGAUCGCCAUAAACGCUGUGGUGGGUUUGGACAAUGGAGACAUUGUGAGUGGAAGCGGUGAUCAAAGCAUCGGCGUCUGGCGAGACGGGCAGAAGCUUCGCAGCCUUCAAGCUAAGCAGGUAGUGCGCGCGCUUUGUGCUUGCGGAGGUUCGCUGGUGGCUGCUGGUGGAAACGAUGGCAUGGUUAGGCUCUGGGACGCAGCAACAGGUCAUCCUUUAGCGGAGCGGAAGGUCGCAUCGUCCUAUGUGCUGGCUCUGGCACGGAGGAACACAGGAGAGAUUGCUGCCGGCACGUCUGAUGGCCAAGUCUUCAUCCUUGUGCACGAAGGCUCAACACUGCGGCAGAGCGCAGACCUGCAAGUGUGCGGGGAGGUUUACGGCCUUAGCUUCCUAUCCAACGGCGACUUGGCUGUGGCCUGCGGGGACUGCAGCUGUACCAUUUGGACGCGAAGCCCAGCCCGUGCUGCUCCACAGGCAGUGCGAGAGGACUUCGGAGCACGAGCAGCUGCUCUGGCGGCAACGCAAGCGAGUGUGCCUAGCACUGUCACAGGUGGCGGCAGCUAUGACUUCACAUUUCCUGUGGAGUUUGGGGCACAGAAGCUUUCACUCUCCUGGAAUCGGGGCGAGGACCCGAAGGUGGUAGCAGACAGAUUCAUCAGGGAGAGCCAGCUGGACCCGCGCCACACAGGCGAUGUAGUGGCGUUUGUCAUGCAGACAAUGCAGCAGCAGGGCUCUUCCGGUGGCACUGGCUACGCGAAGGAUUUCAACUUCCCUGUUGAAGUUGCAGACGGACGCCGCCUCACAAUCUCUUGGAACCGUGGUGAGGACCCACAGCAAGUGGCCCUGAACUUCGCAAGGCAGCACGGUGGCAUCGGCGCCGCCGAGCUUCCGGACAUUGCAAACUUCAUCCAGCAAGCAUCUGGAUCGCCAGCCCCAGCGCCAAGCUUUCAGCAAGCCCCAGCCAUAACACCAGCCAUGCAGCAGCAGAUGGUGCAGCAGAUCACAUCUAUGGGCUUCCCGGAGUCUAUGGCACAAAGUGCACUGCAGGCUGCGAACUGGGAUAUUGAGGCUGCGAUUUCCCGGCUGUUGGGUUGA
Molecule: messenger RNA, 1107 nt
Organism: Symbiodinium pilosum
Lineage: Eukaryota; Dinophyceae; Suessiales; Symbiodiniaceae
Source: the annotation of a GenBank genome assembly